This is a messenger RNA of Diaporthe batatas, 5115 nucleotides long. Its product is annotated as SUMO protease ULP2. The record is from RefSeq and is a predicted model, not a curated record. Bases 819 to 4676 code for a protein of 1285 amino acids. Gene Ontology annotation, cellular component: nucleus; cytoplasm. Gene Ontology annotation, molecular function: SUMO-specific endopeptidase activity. NCBI's taxonomy places the organism in Eukaryota, Fungi, Ascomycota, Sordariomycetes, Diaporthales, Diaporthaceae. The transcript is spliced from 5 exons. Gene Ontology annotation, biological process: protein desumoylation.
GUAUAAUUAAGCUCGAUACAGAAUUCAAGAAGAUCCUAGCCGAAAAUAGCUGCUAUCGAACUCUUGAAAUGGAAGGGAUAAAUGAUCCAAUGUGGAAAGCCCCCUGAAAUCGGUGAUGUUGUGCAUAGACAAACAGACAAAGGUACUUGUCGAGGACACUACUGUAUGAAGAUGUUGGAGACGGAGUUGCACAUGAACUCCGCAAACUCCCCUCUCCAUGCAACUUGAUGCUCCUCUCCCCGUAGCAAUAGAUUGCCACCAGAAUUGCUCAUUCUUUCCUCAGCGCAGCCACAUGAAAGAAGAGGAUCGAUCGCAUUGUGCUGCCUGCCUCUUUGUUCCUGUCAGAUUUCCAGCUGCAGGAUGAGAUGACGCCGCCGCCGCCGCCGCCUCCUCUUACAGAACACAGCAUCACCCGCCCCUGUGAGCUAGCUUUACAGCGGAUGACACGGGAGACCGGGAGCCUGGCCUGGGAGCUUCAGGUGCGCUUGGGCGGGGAUUGCCGGUUUGAGGGUGACCAUUAAUCGGCCCAAAGAAAGCAAACGCUCCGCAAUGCCACAACAGGCUGGGAGAUGGUGAGUUGACCAUUUUUCUUGAUGAGGAUAGGCUCCAGAGCUGUUUGCGGCCCCUCCCCGCCUGUCUCCUUUCUCACACUUGCACCUUCUUUCGCCCGCCGGUCCGCUGCGCUAGGUAGGCACUUACAGUGGUCGUUCGCUGCCUGUGGGUUGACAUCAGUCCUCGGUGCUCUCAGCUGCCUGCCCACCGUCCCCGCCUAACCCGCCCCAGGUGCUUUCCAAGGCAAGUGGGGCCACCCGACAGGGAUGGUGGAUGCAGGUGCGCAACUCGAGGUCGAUCACAACGGCUCCCAAAAACUCUCCCCAGGACGACCGAGGGUACGCUCGACUUGCCCGCUUGUUUUGGCGUAUUUGCCUCUUGUGCCCCCGGCGUGUUCAUCCCGUGUAUCUGCUGAUCCUAUUGGUACCCUCAAGAGAUCCCCACGGCAACUUCGAUCCUUUGUACAGGCCGGCGACUCGAUCGGGCGACCGCAAAAGGCAGGCAGGACGGAUCACGCUGUGGAACAAGGGUCUGCACAAGAGCCUCCAACGACCGAAGCCAACAGGGGAACUGGUUACAGCAAGACUCCUGCCACGGCUGCGGAUGGUCUCGUCGCCGCCGCGAAGAUUCCUCCAUGGGACCCGAUCAAGAGGUACUGGUCUGACAGAAAUUCUUUUCCCGACUAUGGGACACCAGGAGGAGCAACCAUGGGCCGUUUCAAUUUUGGGCAGUCUUUCUUAUUUGGCAACUUCCUGAACAAUCGACCAGAAGCAUCUUCUACGACCCCAAAACGCGUAAACGAAUCCCCACUCGAGAACCCACCGAAACGACUGUGCGUCGAUGAUGAUGCGGCACACGACGUCCUCUCUAUGCCGAGCGGCUCCGGACUGCCCGGGAAAUCCAUUCCUUCCAGCAGCUCUCAGAGGAAAGGCGCCCGUGAAGCUCCGAGCCUCCGGUCGAGCGAUAGAUCUGCGAACGGCGUGGGCCUCGACGAAUAUCGCAGCACGGAGCAGAGGGUAGUCGUUGGGAAACACACACGACAGAGGAGGAGGGACAAAGCACGGCGUUGCUCCGGCAGUCUUGGAGGUGAUGGUGCUGAUGAAUAUUUGCCCAAGGCAAACUCGACAGCGCCGUACAAGUCGCGGAAUCACCUUGUGCACCGUCAAAUGACCUCGGACGACCCUAUACAAGACGACGAAGAAGACAUACAAGAGAUUCGUGCUCCAGUAUCUCGGAAAGCAGUCACCAAUGGCCGCUCAAAUGCGAAGGCAGCUGGAGGAAAUUCCAUGUUUACAUCCUCGGCUUUUGAGGUCUCUGUCGAGAGCGAAGACGAAUUAGGUGAAGACCAGCGUACCCAAACAAAUUCAAGGCCCCAGAGACAGACUGGGUCGGCGAGCCAAGUUCGCAAUGGCAGAAAGCGACCUGCGAGUAGCGAAGUUGACGAUGAGACACAAGUCAUGAACCGGGCCAAACGGCAGACCCAGGGUGCAGACCGCGCCGAUAUGCAUAGAACGACCUUCGGCUGUACAGCUGCACAACCUGGAGAUCAAAGUGGCAGGAUUCGCGUCAUUAAGGCUGUCUGCGGUCCCACCCGCGUGUAUUCGGCCGAGGAAAGUGUUCCUGGCUGUGUUCUUGUCCCAAGCACGAAGGCGGAUCUGCCUUUUGAAGCUGUCAAUGCUGCCACAGGAAAACCGAUAGCCGAGCUUUGGUGGUUGACGCCUAAGGCUUCCAAGGUCACACAAAUCACGCAACCUCGGAAUUCGAUGACAGUCAAGAUAUCGAAGCGAUUAGAACCGAGCAGGGACCACAAUGUAGGGGCGACUUUGUACUUGCAACUUGGAAAUGCUCAUGAGGCAGACCAAUUUGUGAGCCGAUUCUGCAAUGUCACUGGUAUUCCUGUUAAGGACAACUUGGAAAGCAAAACUCUUGAGGAUGAGAUGACACGCAAGUUAUUGGAAAUCCUCAAAUUCAACGAGCAGAAGACAAAGAAAGCCACCGAGGCAGAUGUGCAAUACUUGGAGCAUAAGGAGAGCGUGGCCAAUCGCAGCAAUUCCAAAUCAGCGGGCCGGUCGGCGGUAAUAGCCACACCGUAUUCACAGCCAGCCGCGGACAAGAGGCCCAUCCGGGCGCAGAUGAGAGUUGAUGAUUCAGGCUCAGCAAAGAGGAGCCCUUACUCCAAGGUCUCCGGAAAUGGACCGACAUCUAUGACACCCGAGCAAAGGAAGCAACUCCAAGAGGUUGUUGGUGAAGACAGUCUGUCAGAUUCCCCACCACGACGAUCUGUGCGCAACGAGAAAUUGUCGCAGACGCCUUCUCGGUUGGGUACUACUCAGACUCAGCUGCGACCCCAGCGAAGUCUUCGGUCCGCGGGCCCUAAGCCAAAGAGUCCCUCUCCGGAGGUCGAAAGAUGGACAGAAAAGAACCCCACCUGGGCCGAUAGUUGGAAAAUUGAUCUCGUCUACGAACGAACAGUCGUUGGCAAAAGCGACGUCGAACGGCUUGACGAGGGCCAGCUGCUGAAUGAUGAAAUCAUCACAUUCUAUCUCAAAUAUCUCCACAAGCAACUGGAGGAGAGAGAUGCGCAGCUGGCUCAGAGGGUUUACUUCUUCAACUCUUUCUUUUGGGAGAAGCUGAAGCCAAAACGAGCGUCGGUGAACUACGACGGGGUCAAGAAUUGGACAGCCAAAGUUGACCUACUUUCAUUCGACUACAUCAUCGUGCCAAUCAAUGAACACGCGCACUGGUAUGUCGCAAUUGUUUGCAACGCAAAACAGCUGCUUUCAUCCCACGACACCUCGUCAGAGACAGACGAGCCUGGCUCGAAGAAGGCUCAAGAUCAGGCAGGAGAUGUCGCAGAGGAUGCGGUUUCCGAAAGCAAUGACACAAUCAAGAAGAUAGCCGUCGAUGUCAGCCACAUCUCGAUCGAUGACGACCAAGCUGAGACUACGUCAAAUCAGCAGGAGGAGGAGAGGGUUCCAGCUGCUGCGAAGAAGACCAAAGUCCAGAGGAAAGGCAUUCCAAGGAAGUACGACCCUAAAGCAGUCAAGUUGAUCAGUCUUGAUUCACUAGGUGGCGCACACCCAGGGGUCAGUACCGCGAUGAAAGUUUAUCUGCAGCAUGAAAUCGAGGCCAAAAAGGGGCUACACGUCGAGGUUCCUGCUUCCUUCGGCAUGAGCGCACGCAAUAUCCCAACACAGCCCAACUUCACGGAUUGUGGUGUAUAUCUCCUGGGUUACAUGCGAGAAUUCAUGAAGGACCCGGACAAGUUUGCCACCAAUAUCCUUCAGCGGGAGGAACGAACCUGGGACUUUGACGCCCCCACAUUGCGGAACGAAAUCCGUGACCUUAUUUUCACGCUACAGAAAGACUAUCAGCGAGACCAGAUACAACAAAAGCGGGAGAGGCUACUAGCCAGGCGCCAAAUGCCGAAGUCGCAAGAGUCGGCCAAGGCUUCAGUGUCUCCUUUUCGGUAUUCCGAUGAACCAGCCGUGCGAGGAUCGCCCGCUCCUCAACGAAACUCGGCAGAUAAUUCUCGUCAGGCGACACCCAGAGCAGCUGAAGCGGUCAUUCCGCGAGCACCCAUCGAUGAAGAUGUUCGCAGAGCUGAUACAGAGCCACCAUCGGCCGGCGACACUCCUGCCAACAUCCACAACGAAAGCAUGAUUGUGAAUGUCGACGAGAGCAUCGAGCAUAUCAAAGCACCUAGCACUUCGGGCACGUCGGCUUCAAAGCCCGUGGAGUCAAUUGAGCUAGAUGAUGAAGAUGCUCCGCCCCCAGCAGCGAAGAGGACACCAUCGACUCAGAAAAUGGUUCAAGGUUCAAGUGCCAAGGGGGCGGCCUCUCCUUACUUCGAAUUUGUGCCGCAGCUGCCAUCAUCGUCACCUCAAGGUUCACCCACGAGGGCUGAAUCUCUCCAGCGCAAUGCGACACAGCAAGGUUCUGACCCACUGGUCAAGACUCCAGGCUCUUAUACGGACAAAACAUUUGCUCCCAAAUCUGGUGUCAAGAAACACCGAUUGGAAAAGACCGAGGUUAUCCCUUCUUCGAGUGAAGAAGAAACUACAGGCAAGGAGUCCAGAAGGAAGAAGGGUCAUCCCACGAUCGACCUCACCAAGGAUGGAUGAGGUGUCAUGGGUGUCCAACCCGAGGCACGACUUCGUGUACAGAAUUGUUUUGGGGGGCAUGCAAUUGAAUGGACCUGGCUUUCCUCAUAGACUAGCGGAGACGAGGAUCACUUGGCUCAUCGGUGUACCUGUGCUGAGACAGCAGCAAGAAAUAGUAGUUUACAUCGUCGCUUUACAACGCGAAUGGCGUUGUCUUCUAUCAUCAGCCUGAGAUAUAGUCAGAGCUUUGCUCGACAGAGUAGCAAUGCAGCGUCUCUGGUUAGGGCGUCAACAUGAGAUUGAAGCUUGGACUCUUCGCAAUUGAAUGUGGUGUAGGAUAGUCCUCACAACCCAGUCCGAGGACAGCUGGUGGGAUGGGCACUUGGAACUCUGUACCUAGGCACCUUAAUUAUAGCCCCGUACCAUAGUCAUCAUGUAUAUAGAUAUCCUUUCAAGCGGG